Striga hermonthica is the source of this 615-nucleotide messenger RNA. The record is from the annotation of a GenBank genome assembly. NCBI's taxonomy places the organism in Eukaryota, Viridiplantae, Streptophyta, Magnoliopsida, Lamiales, Orobanchaceae.
AUGUUUGGUGGCACCGAAACGGUAGCAUCAGCCAUCGAGUGGGCCAUGGCGGAGCUAAUGAGAAGCCCAACGGACCUUAGGAGGGUCCAGCAAGAGCUGGCUGACGUAGUGGGCCUGGCCCGCAAAGUCGAGGAGCCCGACUUCGAGAAGCUGACCUAUCUCCGCUGCUGCCUGAAGGAGGUCCUCCGCCUCCACCCGCCGAUCCCCAUCCUCCUCCACGAGACGGCGGAGGAUGCCACCGUCUCCGGCUACCACGUCCCGGCGAGAUCCAGGGUCAUGAUCAACGCGUGGGCCAUCGGCCGCGACGCCGGCGCGUGGGAGGACCCGGACGAGUUCCGGCCGUCGCGGUUCCUGGCGGAGGGCGUGGCGGACUUCAAGGGCGGGAACUUCGAGUUCAUACCUUUCGGGUCGGGUCGGAGGUCGUGCCCCGGUAUGCAGCUUGGGUUGUACGCGCUGGAGAUGGCGGUGGCCCACCUGCUCCACUGCUUCACGUGGGAGCUGCCCGACGGGAUGAAGCCCGCCGAUCUCGACAUGAGCGACGUAUUCGGCCUAACGGCGCCGAGAGCCGAGCGCUUGGUGGCGGUGCCCACCACGCGCCUUCUCUGCACGCUGUAA